Molecule: messenger RNA, 582 nt
Organism: Zonotrichia leucophrys gambelii
Lineage: Eukaryota; Metazoa; Chordata; Aves; Passeriformes; Passerellidae
Exons: 1
Coding region: 106-462 (118 amino acids)
Biological process (GO): endocytic recycling; late endosome to Golgi transport
Cellular component (GO): early endosome membrane; retromer complex
Molecular function (GO): phosphatidylinositol-3-phosphate binding
Source: RefSeq, a predicted model, not a curated record
GUCGGUCAGCUGGGCGCAGGGCGGGCGGUCGGGCGGCGCGGGCGGUAGCGGCAGCGGCGUUGGGGGCUCGGUCGCUGGCUCAGGGGAGAAGGCGCCCGCUCCGCCAUGGCCGAGACGAUCGCAGACACCCGGCGGCUGAUCAGCAAGCCGCAGAACCUCAACGACGCCUACGGGCCGCCCAGCAACUUCCUGGAGAUCGACGUGGGCAACCCGCAGACGGUGGGGGUGGGCCGCGGCCGCUUCACCACUUACGAGAUCCGCGUCAAGGUGAGCCGGCCCGGGAGCGGGGUGGCGGUGUCGGGCUCUCGUGUCGCCCGGCGCUGGCCGGGGUGGCGGUGUCGGGCUCCCGCCGCCGUGUCCUUCAGGACCGGUGUCACGGCUGCUGCGGUGCGGGGCGCUGGGGGGCGGUGGCAGAGCCGCAGUGGACUCUCCAUCCUCGGCCUGGGGUUGAUAACUCUGUGACGGGCUCCUGGUAGCUGAGGCGGUGCAGCUCGUUACAGAUAACCAAAGGACAAGUGCUCUUUCGGCUCCGCUGUGCACAGCUUGUCCUCAGACUUGAAAUACCGCUGGACUGUGAGCCAU